Molecule: messenger RNA, 3153 nt
Organism: Prorocentrum cordatum
Lineage: Eukaryota; Dinophyceae; Prorocentrales; Prorocentraceae
Source: the annotation of a GenBank genome assembly
AUGGCAUCCCCGACUAUCCCAAAAGACAACCAGUGGUUACGGAAGCUCUUCGAUAACUUUUCUGCAAACAGGGGUGCCUCGGGCGAUGGUCUUGAGAUCGCUUACCUCCGCGUCGCCGAGGCCGUGAAAGCGUGGAUCAGCAAUUGGAAGCAGGCGUGGAAAGGCUUGGUCGACGACAUCCCCUCGAGAAUUGCUGAUAAUCGCAUUCAGAUGUGCCUUCUGUGCCGUAAGAAGUGUGGGCGUGUCGAUGCAGCGCACUGCUUCUUCGAUUGCCCACGUGUCCAAGACAUUGCGAAGGGGUACACGUCCGUCUGCGCCAAGUACGGGACGGACGCCUCAGACUUCCUGAAGCUGGUCCCGCAGGGCGCGCUCGUGAAGCCUGCGCUGGCCCACUUCGGUGCCGUCUACCGGCGCUUCUGCUUGGACCCCUCGGAAGCGCCCGAGGAGACCGUGGAGGCGACUGGCGACGGCCACGCCGCCCGCGCGGAUGCCCCCCGUCUGGAGCGCGCGGAGAUGCAGGAGAAGGUGCACGCGGCAGCCCCCGACGCCGCCUCGCCGCGGCCGCGCAACGGCGGCGCCCGCCCGAGGGCCAUCGGCCAACUACCCUCGCCGCCACGGCCGCCCGCCGCGGCCGGGGAGGCGCCCGCCGAGCUCGAGCGGGGCGGCCCCGAGGAUAACCCGCUGCAGCACGUGCUGGAAAUCGCAGAUCUGUACGACCUUCAGGCGGAGAUGGCGAUUAGCGAAGCCGUCAAGCAGGUGGUGCCCAAGGCUGCAGGCGCUGGACUUCCCCAGUCGAGUGUGGGCAGCACUGCGCUGCCGAAGAAAACGCAGGUCACGUGCACCAAGGGCGAAGUGUCGCUGAUCCACUGUUGCUUGGUGACGGAUGACUUCGUGCCAGCAGUGGCGGAGGUGAACUCAGUGUUGAGAGCGUCGUGGAAGGCGGGCUGCGGCCUGGACAGUCGGGUCGAGGGCUCGUACCAGGAGGCAGUGCUCCAGGGGGUCUUCGAGCAGCUGCGCGAGGAGGAGGACGAGCGGGAGGAGUCCAGGGUGGCCGUCGAGGCGCCGGAGGACGCGUGGAAGGCAGAGGAGAUCAGGGCGGAGAGUGCGGCGUACGCGGCGAGCAUGCGGAAUAGAUGCUGCACCCUGGAGAGUGGCGAGAGGAAGGGGAAAGGCAGGUCCUGGAGGACACGGGGUGCAAGGGCGCACCCCGCCCUUUUCGGCGGGCGCAACGACUGCGGCGACGUCCAGCGCUGGAAGCAGAUGAUCGGCGAUCGGGCGCAGCUCAAGAGGGCAAUGCGCCAGCGCAAGUCAGAUCAGGAUAUGGAGGACCUCGCCAACGCCUGCGACGCGGAGGGGCGCCAGCCCAGGCAGCGCGCGGCGGCGCAGGCAGCGGCGGUGCCCAUGCCGGCAGGGGGCGACAGAGUGCUCGCGCUGCCGUCGGAGGCCCAGCGCAAGGCCGCAGGCCCGAUGGCAUGGGCAUGGGCGGAGGCGAGGGCCAUCGAGGGCCUUUCCGCUCUGCGAGCGGCGCGGUCUCGCGCAGUGUUGGACGGGAUGGGGCGCGAGUUGGGCGCGACUUCGGCCGCGCCCUCGCGCGACCGGCAGACCUUCUAUGACGCCAUCAGCUUGGCUAAAUUGAUGGACCUGGCUGCGCGCGCGGCGCCCGGCGAUCGCGGCGGCGAUGGGGGCGCGGCUCUGCCGGGCGCCCAUGUGCGCAUCCGCCGGGCGCUGGCCAGGGCACGCGAGGCAGCGCCGACCUUGGGCCCCGGGGCUUUCGCGGACAACGCGGCGGCGAAGAUGGAGGGCCUUGAGAAAUCAGCCACCGUCGGCGCGAACGAGACGGCGGAAUUCGUGCGCGGGAGGGCCGCGGAGCAGACGCUCGAGACUAAGGGCCCCUGGAGCGCGAGCGUCAACCUGCGGGCGGCCCGGGGCCGCCCGCUGCAGGGGCGCCGAGCAGGCAAGCGCAGAGCUCAGCUGGGCCAUGCAGACGAUAGGUGGGGGCCCGCGGGCAAAUCGGAGCAGUUCAGGCAGUGCCGGUGGGUCUCGGACGAGGGCCGCGGGCUGCUGCGCCACGGUUGCGAGCUGAGCGUCAAGGAUGGCGGGGGCGUUCCAGCGAAGAUCGAAGAGGGGGGCCCCGCCAUGGAGUGGCACCCUUUGCGGGCGACGGACGAGACUCACGGCUCCUUCAUCGACCACCAGGGGCUGUCGCGCGACGCGAGGCAGGACGCGGCGCAUGCGCGGUGGAGAGCUGCGGCGGCACACGAGCAUGGUGCGGCUCUCGCAGGCGGCGCGGGCGUCCGCCACCUGCGAGGCAAGCUGGGGCGAAUGUGCUACAAAAAGCUCUCCAUACCUACAGACUCAUGCAGACGGCGUAGAAACUCGACUGGACUGCAGAUGUCGAGAUCCUGGUGCUCUUUCUUCGCCCUGGAGUGCUACAAAAAGCUCUCCAUACCUACAGACUCAUGCAGACGGCGUAGAAACUCGACUGGACUGCAGAUGUCGAGAUCCUGGUGCUCUUUCUUCGCCCUGGAGUGCUACAAAAAGCUCUCCAUACCUACAGACUCAUGCAGACGGCGUAGAAACUCGACUGGACUGCAGAUGUCGAGAUCCUGGUGCUCUUUCUUCGCCCUGGAGUGCUACAAAAAGCUCUCCAUACCUACAGACUCAUGCAGACGGCGUAGAAACUCGACUGGACUGCAGAUGUCGAGAUCCUGGUGCUCUUUCUUCGCCCUGGAGUGCUACAAAAAGCUCUCCAUACCUACAGACUCAUGCUGGCGGGGCGCGUGGAUGGUCGACCGCGUCGAGCUCCUGCUGGGCGACGGCGCGACCCGCGCGCACGGAGGCUCCGGCGGCGAGUACAAGGGCGUGGAGCGGCUGGAGCCAGGCGAGCACCUGCAGCAAGUGGAGCAGUUCCCCGGCCAGGGCGGCUUCCUGGGGGCCGCCCUUCACUUCGUCACCUCGCGCGGCCGCCGCAUCGAGCUCAACGGGUACGGCUCCGGCAGGAAGGCCAGGCAGCGGGCCACUCCAGAGAAGUUCGAGGCCGAGGGCGGGCGCGCCAUCACGGAGCUGCAGUUCGAUGCCGGAGGGCGGCUCGUCGGCGCCGUCUGCGAGCAGGUGGAGGCCGAGCCCCGCUGCAAGCGGCAGCGGACCAACUGA